Molecule: messenger RNA, 1095 nt
Organism: Symbiodinium sp. CCMP2456
Lineage: Eukaryota; Dinophyceae; Suessiales; Symbiodiniaceae
Source: the annotation of a GenBank genome assembly
AUGGGCCGUGGGCGACAAUCAUGGCAACAAUGGCCCAAGGCUGCAGACUAUGGCAGCUCGCAGUGGUCGCAGGAUGGAUGGCCAAAGGGCAAGGGCAAGGAAUGGAACCAUGGUGGAGGCCGGCGACAGAACGAGGCCUCGAGCUCCAGGAGACAAGCAGCCUUCCCAUCCUUCGAGAUGAUGUCGGUGGACGCUGCAAGCAGUGGACAAUGGAUGUGGCAGGAGGCAGAGCACACCGAGUCGAAGAAGGAGCCUACCCAUGUCAGCGGAGUUCAGCGGUUGCUGAACAAUGUUCGCAAGACCGAAGGUCGUGCCAGACGGCUCGAGGCCGACCAGAAAGCAACAGAGGCCAAAUGGGAGAACUUCCGCCAAGAGCUCAAGACAACCUUUGUCAAGGAGAGGGCGCGGUUCAUGGAAAAGAUGGACAAGCUUCGCGUCGACUUGGAGGAGGCGGCGCAGGCCAAGGACGACGCCCUGCUCGAGCUCAGGGAGAUCAUGGCGAACCCCAAGGCGGCCAAAAAGCCCAAGGCGGUCAUGGAAGAGGACGCGGCAGCGCUCGAGGAGCUGGCGGAUCUACUACGGCAACCACAGACCGGGACCAGCGACCUCGCGACGCUACUUGCUGGAGCGGUUGGGGACGGAAGUCUCUCCGAGGAGGACCGGCGCAAGAAGAUCCUACAGGCGAUCGAGUCGCACCGCACCGGAGACACGCCACACACCCCCCGACGCCGAAAGCCGCAGUUCAUGGCGAUGACCCCGCCGGGAGACAAAAGCAGGGAGCCCGACCGAGUAAUGGAUGUGGACCAGGAAGAGACCUACAAGGGCAACGAUGCGACGGUGAAGGCGGACCCCUACCAGAUGUCGCCGACAGACAAGGCCGCGGAGCCAAGGGAGAAGCCCAUCAAGUUUGUGGGCCGGGCCCCGCGCAAAGAGCAGCGCACCGGUGCGCCUCUUGCGGACAAGCUGGAGGCGCGCAGGGCAGAGAUCGAGAGGCAGGAGCAGGCGGAGCAGACGGUCUACGACUCCGAGGAAGAUGCACUCCUGGACGAGUUGGGGAAAUCGUCCAAAGGCCCGAAGGUCCCGGACAUCGACUAG